ACAUUUCUCUACACCAUCAGCAGUCUCUCUCUCCGAAUUAUCCAUCACUCUCUCUCUCUUUCUAAAAUUCUAUAUCUCUGCAUUUUUACAUGGCGCGUUCUCUCUCUCAAACCCUAAUUCGCACCUCCAACCCCUCUCUCUUCGCCACCAAAUCCCCACCAACCCCUCACGUAUCUCGCAUCGCAACCCUCCGGAAUCAAUCGAGUCAGUCCGGUAACCCCCAAAUUGGGGAUCCCAAUCUCGUCGAUUCCGAUUCCGAACAGCAACGCGAGGCCUUGGCGGUACAGAGGAUUGAGGACGCGAUUCACCGAAUCAUCGCCAAGAGAUCGGCUCCUGAUUGGCUGCCGUUCGUCCCGGGAUCUUCGUAUUGGGUUCCGCCUCGUCGACCGUCAUACGGGAUCGCCGAUUUGGUUCAGAAGUUGGCGAAUACGUUGACUGAAGAGGAGGUGAUGUCGUUGACUAACGUUCGUGGGUGGCCUUCCUCGGCCUAUUUCGUCAGUGAUGCAACUCCCCAUCCAGUGGAGGCAGAGACAACAUCCAGAAACACGUCACAAACUGAGGAGGAUGAUGAUGAAUGACAAUUCUGACAAAAAAAUGCAUCUCGGCUGAUUAACACUUGUAUAUUUUUUAUAUGGCACAAGAAGGAAAAAAGAGGAGAAGAAAUGUAGCGAUGGGUAACUUAGUGGAAGAAGCUGUACAGAUGCAACCUGACCAGCGAGGUGGAAGACAUUUCUUUAGUCUAUGGCCUUAAAAACAACUGUGUUAUUAAUUCUGUUGUCAAAAGAUAUGUUGUUAGCCUGCAAUUUGCACUAUAUGAUAUUCAACCAUGUUGUCCUAUUGCUAUUUCUUGUUGAUAGCCUCUGCUGCUUUUUUUA
This is a messenger RNA of Cornus florida, 875 nucleotides long. RefSeq lists its product as uncharacterized. The transcript has 3 exons. NCBI's taxonomy places the organism in Eukaryota, Viridiplantae, Streptophyta, Magnoliopsida, Cornales, Cornaceae. The coding region runs from base 90 to 578 and encodes 162 amino acids. The record is from RefSeq and is a predicted model, not a curated record.